AUGACUCCAGAAGGUACCAAAAGUAAAGGAUCAGGCGGAAGUCAUGAGGAUAUAAUAAGCAUUUUGCCAAGUAAUGUGAUAGCUUGCAUCCUAGGGAAAAUGCCUAUACAAGAAGCUGUAAGAACCUCUGUUCUGUCUAAAGAGUGGAGAUUUUACUACUUAUAUAAUUCACAGUUAGUAUAUGAUGACCAAUUUUGGAAAGCACUUGCUCCCUUCUUCGACAGGGGCAAUAUUUUUUCUGAUCCCAAAAACUACAGUGUAUUCGAUGAAAUUGUCACCAAAUAUCUUCUGCUUCAUCACGGCGGAUUAGAGAAAUUUGAAAUAUGCAUUCCUACUCUUUUAUCAGCUGCGUUCCUGAUAAGUGCUCCAAAUUUGCAAGAACUUUAUAUUGAGGCUUCUACAGUCAAGCUAAACCAAGAACAAGUCUCGGAUUAUCUAAAACUCCUGGAUUCAGAUAUUUCCCUUAGUAAACUUCGUCUGGUCAAAUUAACGAAAAUCUCAGGGUUUGUUCCUGACUUUGAGUUUAUCCGGUUCCUUCUCUUUAGCUCGCCAUCACUUGUGACAAUGAGCAUCCUGGAGCACCCACAACUUGAAGCAAAACAAGUCGUGAAUAUAGCUAGGAAAUUGCUCCAGUUUCGGCCACCGCCAACAGUGUCUAUAGAUUUCUCAACGGACAUCCAAACUUAA
Nicotiana tabacum (common tobacco) is the source of this 687-nucleotide messenger RNA. Lineage: Eukaryota; Viridiplantae; Streptophyta; Magnoliopsida; Solanales; Solanaceae. The record is from RefSeq and is a predicted model, not a curated record.